AUUCGUCGCGUGUAUGCUGACGUUGGCGAUGUCUGCUGCCGCCCUCGCCAGUCCAGAUGCGCGCAUGUCCGGCUGCUACGACCGCCUCGCCGGCCGGCUGCUCGCACGCCUCCGCCUCGGCGACGCUGCGGCCACCUCUCCAGAGCGGCCGUGGUGGGUUGCCAUUGCUGGCGGCCCCGGAGCGGGAAAAUCGUCCCUCGCGAGCGCCGUCUGCGAGCGCGUCAACGCGGUCUCGCCCGGCGCCGCCGUCGUCCUUCCGAUGGACGGUUUCCACUACUCCCGCGCCGAGCUGCGCGCUCUCGACCCGCCCGACGCCGGCUCGCUUCUGCCUCGGCGAGGCUCGCCGUGGACGUUCGACGCGGAGGGGCUCUGCGCGUCGCUGACGCGCGCCAAGGCCGCGUCCGAAGGGAGACUACCCGUUUACUGCCGCGUCAAGUCGGACCCUGUGCCGGAUGGCGUGCAGCUGCUGCCUUCGCACAAGCUCGUGCUGGUGGAGGGCAACUACCUGCUGCUGGGCGAGGAGGAGGAGCGGUGGGCGCCGCUCCUGCCCCUGAAAUGUCUAGGAAGUGUCUAGCAAGUGUCUGGGAAGUGGCUAGGAGGGGUCUAGGAAGUGUCUAGGAAGUGUCUAGGAAGUGUCUAGGAAGUGUCUAGGAGGUGUCUAGGAGGUGUCUAGGAGGGGUCUAGGAGGUGUCUAGGUGGGCGCCGCUCCUGACCCUCUGGGACGAGAAGUGGUUUGUGGCAUGCGCGUCCGCAGAGGAGCGCGCGAUUCCCCGAGAGUCCCCGAGAGUCCCCGGGAUCCACCGAGAUGAUUCGAGAUUCCCCGAGAUGAUUCGAGAUCGGAGGCGUGUCGUGCGCAGAGGAGGCCAAUAUCUCGCGCACAUCUCGAGGCCCCACCCAUCACGCGCCGCCGUCGAGUCGCUGGUAGGAGCAGCGGCGGAGGCUGAUCUCGCGCCACCUCGAGACGUGGAACGAAGAAAAGGCGGCGCGCUGGGGAAGCGGCGAGGAGGGCGCUGCCGCGCGAGCGGACGCCAACGACGUGCUCAACAUGCAGAGGGUGGCGCCGACGGCGCGACUCGCCGACCUGAGGAUCGAAAGUUUGUGAGAAAGAAAUAAGAUGCGAAUGCGCGUGCUGCCGAGACCCGACUAAAGUCAAUUUAUGAUGUAACUUAUUCGGUGCCACGGCAUUCCGAAAGUGCAAGGCCCAGUGCGCGUGGCCGUGGGUUGAAGAGUAAAGGUACAUCUAGCGAGUGCGAGGAGACGGGAGACGCCUGUCCACACCGUGACCCCGGCGCCCCGCCGCCCCGGCCACCACUUUGUGUGUGUGCGGAGAAAUCUACCUUGCCUUACCUUAUCCUACC
Emiliania huxleyi CCMP1516 is the source of this 1358-nucleotide messenger RNA. RefSeq lists its product as hypothetical. The transcript has 4 exons. Gene Ontology annotation, cellular component: cytoplasm. Gene Ontology annotation, molecular function: ATP binding; kinase activity. Lineage: Eukaryota; Haptophyta; Isochrysidales; Noelaerhabdaceae. The record is from RefSeq and is a predicted model, not a curated record. The coding region runs from base 14 to 574 and encodes 186 amino acids.